AUGGUCGCCUUCGACAAGUGUGAAACCCGGCCAGGCCACAUUGAGGCCAUCCUCAGUGGCCUCGACCGCUACAACCCCGAGACCACCACCGUGUUCCAGGACUAUGUGGCCCAGCAGUGCGAGGACCGGUCAUUCGACUGCUACGCCAACCUGGCCCUCCUGAAACUCUUCCAGUUCAACCCUCACCUCCUCCAAGCCGACACCGUGACCAACAUCCUGGCCAAGGCCCUGACCGUCUUCCCCUCCACGGCCUUCUCGCUCUGCCUCGCCCUCCUUCCAACAAACACCCAGCCCUUCCCCACCACCAGCGAAGCCCAAGCCGCCAGCCAGACCUCCGACUUCGUCGAGUCCGUGCAGAAGCUCACCCGCCUCAACACCCUCCUCGAGUCCGCCCAGUACGCGCAGUUCUGGUCGACCCUCAACUCCGACGACCUCUACGCCGACCUGACCGCCGACGUCGCCGGUUUCGAGGAACUCGUCCGCAUCCGCAUCGCCGUCGAGGUCGGCAAGACCUUCCGCUCCAUCAAUGCCGAGAACCUCGAGUCCUGGCUCGAUAUGCGCCGCGACGCCCUCGACAAGUUCGUAGUCGACGUCUGCGGCUGGAAGGUCGAUGGCGCUGUUGUCCGUGUCCCCACCAACAAGGAGAACGAGGCCCGCUCCGAGGUUAAGAGCGAGCGUGUUGGCGUCGAGCAGUUCGGUCGUGUUAUCCGCCGUGGCUUUGAGCAGCCUGCUUAA
Molecule: messenger RNA, 735 nt
Organism: Penicillium arizonense
Lineage: Eukaryota; Fungi; Ascomycota; Eurotiomycetes; Eurotiales; Aspergillaceae
Product: CSN8/PSMD8/EIF3K family protein
Exons: 2
Coding region: 1-735 (244 amino acids)
Biological process (GO): regulation of translational initiation
Cellular component (GO): cytoplasm; eukaryotic translation initiation factor 3 complex
Molecular function (GO): ribosome binding; translation initiation factor activity
Source: RefSeq, a predicted model, not a curated record